Naegleria fowleri is the source of this 1962-nucleotide messenger RNA. RefSeq lists its product as uncharacterized. Gene Ontology annotation, molecular function: ATP binding; protein kinase activity. Gene Ontology annotation, biological process: protein phosphorylation. The coding region runs from base 1 to 1962 and encodes 653 amino acids. The record is from RefSeq and is a predicted model, not a curated record. The transcript has 10 exons. Lineage: Eukaryota; Heterolobosea; Eutetramitea; Acrasida; Naegleriidae.
AUGCAAAACUACAAGAAGGUGAAGGUAUCUGGGAUACCUGAAAAAGAACGAAAGGAAGCGUUGAAUGAGGUCAAAGUUCUGAGCUCUUUGCAACACCCAAAUAUUGUAAAAUAUGUUGACUCUUUCACGGAAGGAGGAAAGUUAAAUAUUGUAAUGGAAUAUGCAAGCCAAGGAGAUUUAUAUGAGAAAAUUAAGUUACAAAAAUCGACCCUUUUUCCUGAAGAGAAAAUACUAGAUUGGUUCAUACAGAUAUGUAUGGCUGUAAAAUAUAUUCAUGAUAGGAGGAUUUUACACCGAGAUUUGAAAACCCAAAACAUAUUUAUUGCGGCUGAUGGAACGGUUAAGCUUGGUGAUUUUGGAAUUAGCAAGGUUCUGCAGUCGACCAUGGAAUGUGCAAAAACUCUAGUUGGUACUCCUUAUUAUUUAAGCCCUGAACUAUGUCAGGAAAAACCAUAUAACAACAAAUCAGACGUUUGGUCACUAGGAUGUAUUUUAUACGAGCUGACAACACUCAAACAUGCAUUUGAGGCAAAUAAUAUGAAGGCAUUGGUGGGUAAAAUUUUGAGAGGUACCUAUCCCCCUAUUAGUGCAACAUAUUCGGCAGAAUUGAGAGAUCUUGUAGCGAAGAUGCUCCAAAAAGAUCCCAAAGAUAGGCCGAGCAUCAAUUCUGUACUCAAAGUGCCUUUUAUCCAAAAACGAAUGGAGUUUCUUCUUGCGAAAGGAGAAUCAGAAAUGAGUGGUGAAAAAAAAGGUUCUCCAUCUGUCUCAAUAAUUUCAGAUUCCAGCAACUCCAAACCUCCAGCAACACCAUCCACAGCCCUUAAAGAUAACAAGGUUUUUGCAAAUAAUGGAAUCAACAACAAAAUGCCUAUUAUCGUUAACAACAAUCCUCCUCCACCUCUGCUAGCAAAAUAUAACGAAAAAGACAUCAAAGUUCCAUCCAGCAAACUGCCCUCAGCUGCUCCUUCAAAAAUUAGUAACUUGGCAGACCAAAGAAAUUUAGAAGAAAAAAAGAAGAAAAGGCCUUGCUCGAACAGCAAAAAACGACAACAAGAAGAGGAGCAACGGUUAAAAGAAAUUGCAGAGAGAAGACGAGAGUAUGAGUUAAGACAAAAACAAUAUUUAGAAGAAAAGCUGGAGAAAGAGCGACGAUCUAUUUACGAAGAAGCAAGAAUUAAUGCAUUAAGAAACAAAAUGAGGGUUAAGCAAGACGAAGAAAGUGUUUACAACCACAACUACCUCAACAUAUAUCUUCCACAGGAUAAUGUACCUCCAAAAGAAAACAAGAUCAAGAAAGAUGAGGAUCUUAAAAAGAAGGAAGAAGAAAAACUAGCCCAAUUUAGAAAGCAGCAAUACUGGGAUAUCAGAAAACAAGCAGAGAUGAACAGAAAACGAGUAGAGUCCCAACUAUUUGAAGGAUCAGAGCCAGAAAAGUCAGAAGAGCCAUCUGUUAAAAAAGAUGACAAACUGUCGCUCGCCGAAAGACAGUUGUUGGUAGAAGAAAAAACGAAGGAAGGAACGAUUAUUGAGACUGAAAGGAAAUACGUAGUAAAUAUGAACAAUGCAAUAUUAAUAUCCAUGAAAAACGUGGUUGGAGAUAUUAAGAAGAAUUAUGCCAAUGAUGACGAUGAUAUUUUUACAAGUCAGGAGCAUAACUCAAAUACUCCAGGAGACGCUCUUCCUCAAAAGUUCAAGCUCAUGGGCAAAACACUUCAAUUAGAAAAUGCCAAGGAAAAUGAUUCUCUUAACUUUAGAAUCGAAGCUUUACGAAAAUAUCUUGAAGAGGCUCUUGGAGAUGAUGCCCUGAUUCGAGUGUACAAGCUGUUACGAAGGGAUGAUGUGGCCGAGGGACUAAUCGAGAAAGAAAUUCAAGAGCUACUCGGAAGCAAGCAAUCAUAUUUACCUCUUGUGCAUCAAUUAAUAUUUUGUGAAGACAUUCUGAAUGAAAACCAAAUCAGCUAA